CCAGCAACCUCACGACUCUAGAAACCCUCAAGAUGUCUCGCAAAAGACGCCAAAGCGAUAUAAAAGACGAAGCUACGCCGCCAGCAGAUUCUGGCCCCCAGAAGCGCCGGCGUCAAUACACUGAAGAGGACGCAAAAUUGGCACAGCUAUUUGAAAAUCUCGCAUCUGAGACCGAAGAUGUUCGCAUGAAUGCUGCCAAAGAGAUCGUGAAGAGAUUCUCACCGAAAAGCAGUCCGACUCCGGAGACAGUAGAUCGGGCAGUGAUCCGGCUGAUAAGAGGACUUUGCAGCAAUCGCAAAGCAGCUCGACUUGGCUUUGGCAUAGCUCUAACAGAAGUACUCCACCAGCUUUUUGGACCAGGAAGUUCGCCUCUAGAAGGGCUCGAUUUUAGUGCCGAGAGUAUAGUCGAUUUGGUGACCGAACGAACGAAACCAGAUGCCAGUGCCGUCGGCCAGGAAAGAAAAGACCACCUCAUCGGUCAAAUCGCUGGAUACAGAGCCAUCCUGGAAUCUACCAUCCUCGUCCAACCGAGCGUCCCAUUGGAAUGCUGGAACAAUUUACUCGAUCGCAUCUACGAGCUUGCACGCGACAAACCCUGGCUUCGAGAAGAAUGCGGCUCGGUGUUAUGCGGAACGGUCCGAAAUUUGCAGUCUAUAAAAGGAAACACAAAACACAUCGAGGAAAUCAUUGGACGGCUAUCUACAUACAAUCUAGCAAAGACACCUGAAGGGAUAGCUAUAUGGCUGGUGACCCGUUCACUAUUCUCCCAAGAUGUGCUGCCAGAAGACAUCUGGCGCAAGAAGGAUCCUCUUUGUACCAAGGAGAGGCGUGUUCUCGCAAAUGUGCUUAAAGAGAACUUUGUCAAUGUAUCGGAUUCCAAACCCAAAUCUGACAGCAAGAACGUCAAGGGUGGGUCUGCUCACUCAAGACCGAGUUUUGCCUGGCACUUUGUCCUCCAAGAAAUGCUAGGGAGAGAAAGCAAGUCCGAUUUCGCCAAGUUCUGGAUCGAUGUGGUUGACGAAAACCUAUUUUCGGCAUCUGCAUCUCUGGAACGCAAAUCCUGGGGCUUCCAGCUUCUUAAUAAUAUGCUCUUGACUGCUCCGGAAUGGGUGCUACCCUCGCUUUUCAGUCCCAAUCUUAUGAGAUCUCUGAUCAACCACCGGAGUAAGGAGGACAGGUUCCUUCACAACGCGACAAUGUCGCCUUUGAAAGCAAUGCAGACACGAGUUGAAGCUGAGCCAGGACUUGCGGCUCCGUUCGUAAUCGCGCUGACGUCUAAGAACGGCAACAUCAGAUUCGAUCAGCUUACGAAGACUAAGACCGUUGAAGGGCUCCUACUUCUCGCUGAUGAUGAUGCUCUUUCGAAGAUUGUGCAACACUUCAAUGCGCUAAUCAUUAGACCAGAGGAUGAAUCAGAUUCUGCUGCCGAAUCAUACAGGCGCGUAAUUGCUGAUAUGCUCUCAUCUCUCGUCAAAGGCUACAAGGGCUACGAUGCACCCGCAGACAUCCUAGGCUCUGCUAAUAAGAAGUCAUGGCUCCGAGAUUUACUUGACCAUUUCGUUGAAUUUGGUUAUUUUGUCCCAAAGGAGUCUGAGGCGGAUGAGACGGCACCGUCACCUCCGAUAUCAACUUCCAAUCGGACUACGUUCAGGGACAGGAUAUCGUCUUGUCUCGCCCAUUUAGUGGCGCUCCGACAGGAUAGCAAAUCGCAGAAGCGCACACCUUCAGGUCGAUUGGUAUCCUUUCCAUAUUUGGUAGCGUCAGGAAUCCGCACAAGGGCGAGGUCUUCCAAGACUUUGAAUCUGGUCUUUGAGGCCGAUGAUGAAGUCCUGGAUACUGUUAAGAAGGCCCACAAGCAUCUGAAAACGAUCGAGUCACAGCAAUCGUCCUCCGAGGCGGGCAAAUCAGCAACUAACGAUGCUUUCAUCUUACUAUAUUCCCUGACGAUCCUUCAAGUCUACAAUGGAGACUCCGAUGCCGUCUCAAUCCUGUCUGAGCUCGACGUUUGCUAUACAGCAAUAUCCGGGAAAACAGACUCGGAUAGCGAAAGCAGCUUUGACCUGCUACUUGAGCUCUUAUUGAGUUUCCUCGCGAAGCCCUCUACGCUCUUGAGGAAACUUGCCGAGCAAGUAUUUACGACUUUCACGGCAAGCGUGACCCGGGAUAGCCUCGGGUCUUUAAUUGACAUUCUGUAUAAGAGCGAGAAUCUCUCUGGCCAGCAAGAGCUCUUUGACCAAAAUGCCGACGAGGCAGAUGGAAGCGAGCUCGAUGAGAACAAGGAUUCUGGUGACGACUCAGACGUGGAAAUGAUUGACGGAGAGCUCGACUCUGAUGUAGAGGUAGAGGACGGUGACGUUCCAAGCGACUCAGAAUCAGACGACGAAGCCGAUAGCUCGGACAAGGACGAUGAAGAGGCCGCCAGAUUUGAAGCCCUCUUAGCAGGAGUCCUAAAGACGGACCCCCAAAACGGCGAGGCGUCUGACGCUGAGACCUCCGACGGCGAAGACAUGGACGACGAGGAGAUGAUGGCGCUAGAACCCCACCUGACCAAGAUUUUCCAAGAGCGAAAGAAGACAACCAGCAAGAAGAAGGAAAACAAAAACGCGAGAGAGACGAUGCUCAAUUUCAAGAACCGUGUCCUGGAUCUCCUCCUCAUCUACGUCAAGAAACAGCACCAGAACCCGCUGGCUUUAGGACUUAUCCUCCCUGUUCUGCGCUUGGUGCGCAUGAGCACGAGUAAGCAGCUUUCUGAGAAGAGCUUUAAUCUGCUUAAAGAGUAUUUCGAGGCUUGUAAGAAGGGGCUGCCGAAACCGGAGGCGCAGGAGCAGCUUUGGGAGAUUCUGAAAACUGUUCACGAGGAAGUGAAGAUUGAUGGGUCGAAGUUGCAUGGGAAUGCGUGUAGCAAGUCGAGUCUGUUUGUUGUGAAAGUGCUGGUUGCGAUGGAUAGGGAGAAUAGGGGCAAGGCUACGGAUGUGUAUAAGGAGAGUGAGCGGGAGUGGAAUCUGGAUCCGAGCUCGAAGGUGCAGUCCGGGUUCUUUAGUGAGUGGCUGAAUUGGUGUAUUCAGACGCGGAGGCAGAAGUGAGGGGUGUGGAGAUGACGGGCUUUGAUGGGUAGUAGCUGAUGGGUUUCAUAAUUUCAAUACUAUACCCGUCAGGACAAGCUGUCCCUAAUUGAUAUCCCCACUAAUAUUUCAAUCCCAUCUCUGCGCUUUGGUGA
This is a messenger RNA of Mytilinidion resinicola, 3217 nucleotides long. RefSeq lists its product as uncharacterized. The record is from RefSeq and is a predicted model, not a curated record. Lineage: Eukaryota; Fungi; Ascomycota; Dothideomycetes; Mytilinidiales; Mytilinidiaceae. The coding region runs from base 33 to 3083 and encodes 1016 amino acids. Gene Ontology annotation, cellular component: nucleolus. Gene Ontology annotation, molecular function: transcription factor binding; rDNA binding. The transcript has 4 exons. Gene Ontology annotation, biological process: regulation of DNA-templated transcription.